Messenger RNA from Erinaceus europaeus (western European hedgehog), 1960 nucleotides. RefSeq names its product RNA binding protein with serine rich domain 1 (gene RNPS1). Lineage: Eukaryota; Metazoa; Chordata; Mammalia; Eulipotyphla; Erinaceidae. Gene Ontology annotation, biological process: mRNA splicing, via spliceosome. Gene Ontology annotation, cellular component: ASAP complex; nucleoplasm; cytoplasm. Bases 214 to 1131 code for a protein of 305 amino acids. The record is from RefSeq and is a predicted model, not a curated record. Gene Ontology annotation, molecular function: RNA binding. The transcript is spliced from 8 exons.
CCUACUGGCGGCGCCUUCCCGCCCCCGAGUGCUGACGUCAGAGAGGCGCCCGCCUCGGCGGCAGAGGAGAGCGGGAGGAGGUCGCGCGGUCAGAAGAUGCUGCACUUUGGCGUAAAUUGCAAUCGAUUAGGGAUCCUUUCUCAGACCCAAGGUAGAAGUGAGAGUUCAGAUAAGUGAGGCACCAUUGCUGCUCUGAACACCUCAGCAGGGAGAAUGGAUUUAUCAGGAGUGAAAAAGAAGAGCUUGCUAGGAGUCAAAGAAAAUAAUAAAAAGUCCAGCACUAGGGCACCUUCUCCUACCAAGCGCAAGGACCGCUCCGAUGAGAAGUCCAAGGACCGCUCCAAGGAUAAGGGGGCUGCCAAGGAGUCGAGCGAGAAGGACCGAGGCAGGGACAAGGCCCGCAAGCGGCGCAGCGCGUCCAGUGGCAGCAGCAGCACCAGGUCACGCUCCAGCUCUACCUCCAGCUCAGGCUCCAGCACCAGCACGGGCUCUAGCAGCGGCUCCAGCUCCUCGUCCGCGUCCAGCCGCUCGGGCAGCUCCAGCACGUCCCGCAGCUCCAGCUCCAGCAGCUCCUCCGGCUCGCCCAGCCCCUCUCGGCGCAGACACGACAACAGGCGGCGCUCCCGUUCCAAAUCCAAGCCACCCAAGAGAGACGAAAAGGAGAGGAAAAGGCGGAGCCCUUCGCCUAAGCCCACCAAGGUUCACAUCGGAAGGCUCACCAGGAAUGUGACCAAGGACCACAUCAUGGAGAUUUUCUCCACUUACGGGAAAAUUAAAAUGAUUGACAUGCCUGUGGAGAGGAUGCACCCCCACCUGUCAAAGGGCUAUGCAUAUGUGGAGUUUGAGAAUCCAGAUGAAGCUGAGAAGGCGCUGAAGCACAUGGAUGGAGGACAAAUCGAUGGUCAGGAGAUCACUGCCACCGCUGUGCUGGCCCCCUGGCCUCGGCCUCCCCCCAGGCGAUUCAGCCCUCCCAGGAGAAUGUUGCCACCACCUCCCAUGUGGCGCAGGUCUCCCCCACGGAUGAGGAGACGAUCUCGCUCCCCACGGCGCAGGUCUCCCGUCCGCCGCCGCUCCCGCUCACCGGGCCGCCGUCGCCACCGGAGCCGCUCCAGCUCCAAUUCAUCCCGAUAAGCAGGGCCACAAAGUUCUGCCCCUGUAAUUUAAUGUCCCAUCCGCUCAGUUUGAUCACUUUUCUAGCCGAAGGACGAUCCCUCUAGGGGCAGGCUUCAAAGGAAAGCAGCAGUUGGGGUAUUUUCUCCGGAGGCCCAAGUUCUGGCCACAGAAGAUUGGUUUGGGUUUGUCCCUAAAGAAUCCCCUCCAGUUUCCUGGCUAGGAAAGCUCCUGUUCCCAGCUGGGUGGCAGAGCUGGCAUGGCCGGGCCGCUGGGCCUGGCCCCGCCUCCCUCUGACCUCUAGGGUCGGACACCAGGGGGACUGUCAUCCCACGUUAGUUCCAUAGAUGGUUGUUUUUCCAUGUGCCCACACGCACACCCACACUGCUGAUCUCUGAGACUGGUGCGGCUCUGCAGGUCCUGUGCUGUUACUCGUGUGGUCUUGAAGGUGAAACUUGAUGUUGUGUACAUUGCUUUUUUAUUUUUGGCCUUUCUUGUACAGUCAGUACUAUAAAAUUCCCCUUGAGUUUUGUAAUUUCACCGCAGUUUAGAUUAAAUGCUCUGUUGUGUAGUGUGGAAGGGUUGUGUUGAUUAAAUAAUUGAAUUCAAAUAUGCCUCCUCCAGUUGGCAUUAAAAAGUCUACCCAGUGGGGCUGGGUGGUGGUACACCUGGGUGAGCGCACAUGUUACAAUGCACAAGGAGCCCCCAGUCCUCACCUGCAGGUGGAGAGCCAGGGCUGGAACUUGCACUUAACCUUAAUCCUUGAGCUUCGAGCCACCUGCUGUGCUACCACCCGACUCCCUCCCCCUUCCCUCUUGAUUUCUGUCUCCAGUAAAUAAAGAAAAAAAUU